This is a messenger RNA of Pan troglodytes (chimpanzee), 4886 nucleotides long. RefSeq names its product BEN domain containing 2 (gene BEND2). Gene Ontology annotation, molecular function: DNA binding. Lineage: Eukaryota; Metazoa; Chordata; Mammalia; Primates; Hominidae. The record is from RefSeq and is a predicted model, not a curated record. The transcript has 16 exons. Bases 179 to 2809 code for a protein of 876 amino acids.
GCGCAGCCGCGGAGACGUGGUCCAGGCUCCUGCCCGUGCCUCAUUGUGCCUCGGACAACGAGUGUACGCAGUUACCACACAGUUACCAAGCAGUUACCUCAGAGCCGCGGCGCAGACGUAGGCCUCAGGUCUCGGGCCUCAGGUCUCGGGCCUCAGAGCCAGACCCCGCCAUCUCACGAUGUCAUUGGGGACCCAGGAACAGGAUUUUGUUAUUAUAACUGUCGACGACAGUGAUGAUAACGAUUAUUGCAGUAUUGAGAUGGUGGAAGUUUCUGAAACAGCAGAUAAUUCCACUAAUGACAUAGCAGAUGAUUCCACUUAUGUCACAGCAGAUAAUCCCACUGAAGACACAGCCACACAACCAAAUUUUCCAGGCGGCAAUGAUGGCCAUCACCGUCCACUCCAAAUGUCAUAUGGGUCUGGCUCUGUCACCCAGGCUGGAGUGCAGUGGCAUGAUCACAGCUCACUGCAGCCUCAACCUCUUGGACUCAAGCAAUUCUCCCACCUCAGCCUUCCCAGUAGCUGGGAUGACAGGUGCACGCCACCAUGCCCAGUAGCCCAUGGUGACCAAAUAGUUUCACAGAUAAACCACCCAGUACAUUUAAGAAGAUACAGUUACAACUCAGAGGAAGUGGAUUUGCCAAAAAGAGGAAGAUUCUGUACUCUAGAGGUACAGUCUAGCAUAUCACCACCAGCGGAAAGGCAGGAAACCCAUGCCUGGGCCAGCCCUGCUGUAACAUCUCUUGAGUCAGCAGCAUGUCAUGAACUGCAGGAAGCAGACCUCAGUGAGAGUUUAUCAUAUCCCAGAAUUGUCUCCUCAAGUUCAUUACAGCAGUAUGUCGCACAAGGUGGCUCAUUUCCUUGUUUCGGUAUGCCAUGGAACUUUAUCAGUGGAGGUGCUGAAAGUACCAAUGCUGUCAUCUCAUUUGCCAACGCUACUACAGCAGUACCUAUGGCAGGUCUGUCACAAAGAGAAUCCAGUCUGGCAAAUAACCCUGGUGUGGUGAAUUACUCUGCUCUACCAGAAAAUGAAAAUGUGGUCCCAGGUAGAGCCUUGUCAUCUUUCUGCUUCCAUCCCAAUUUGGAAAUGCCAGAAAGACCAGCAAACAGCAGUAAAAACAGCACUGAGACAGCGAAUUACUCAACUUUAAUGGGAAAUUACAAUGGCCAAAAUACUGCCUCUUUAUCUGUCUUCAUCCCUCCCUAUUUCGCUGAGAAAAUUAUACUUACUGAAAUGCCAGGAACAACAGAAACCAACGUGGAAAAUAACUCUCAGACAGUGUAUUACCCAGCUUUAUCGGGAAAUACGAGUGCCCCAUAUCCAGCCUCUUCAUAUCUUCCCAUCACUUCUAAUUUUGUACUUGAAAGAGUUGCAGAAAUGCCAGAAACAGCAGGAACUAACGUAAAAAACAAUACUCAGACAGUGAAUUACCCACCUUCAUCAGGAAGGGGCCGUAGUCAAGAAACAUUGGGAAAAGCACGAACCAGCCCAGGAAAGAGGUCUGCAAAAACAAAUUACAGACCUUUAUUAGAAAACAACAGUCACCAGAAUGUUUCCUCAUUAUUUCAUAGCGUUCCUUGCAAUUUUGAAUCUGGCCCACAAAUGAGUUCUGGGACAAUGAGUUACUCAACUGAAAUGAAAAAUAACUGUGACCAAGAUGAUGCUUCAGCAUCUGCCUGCCUCACUCCCGAUUUUGCACUGUUACCUCUGAGUAUUUUGGUAAAAGUAGACACCAACACGGAAAACAGCCUCAACACAAUGAAUCGCUCAACUUUAUUGGACAGUGACAGUGGCCAGGAUUCUUCCUCAUCAUCUGUCUGUAUCCCUCCCAAGUAUGGCUAUCUUGGUGAUCCAAAAAGAAAUGUCAGAGUACUUAAAAUCCAUUUGCUGGCCGUACAAAAUAUGGCCAAACCUAAGCAAGCAGCCUGCUACUUGGUUCGUAUUUUGUUCUCCAAGGAAAUCCUGAUUAGCAGCUCAGUGGAUAUCCAUUUGAAAGACAGCCAAUCCCUCGACCCAAACAAAAUGGCUGCAUUGAGAGAAUAUCUGGCAACAACUUUUCCCACCUGUGAUUUGCAUGAACAUGGAAAAGACUGGCAGGACUGUAUUUCUGGUAUCAAUUCUAUGAUCUACUGUUUAUGUUCUGAAGGCAAGAGUACUCCAAAAACUGUUCGCAAAAAUAAAAAACGUACCAACCCUGUUGCAUCGGCAUCUGCAGAUAGAAAUGACCAAAGGGGCAGAGAUGGUGGUGAAGGCUGUUCUUGGAUGUUUCAGCCAAUGAAUAACUCCAAAAUGAGAGAAAAGAGGAACUUGCAGCCAAACAGUAAUGCUAUCCCUGAAGGAAUGGGAGAACCUUCCACUGAUAAUCCAGAGGAACCUGGUGAAGCAUGGAGCUAUUUUGGAAGACCAUGGAGAAAUAUACGGAUGCCAUGUUCAGUACUGACUUUGGCAAAAACUAAGUCUUGCGCAAGCCUGUCGGCUAGAUACCUUAUUCAGAAACUCUUCACAAAAGAUGUCCUGGUCCAAAGUAACGUCUAUGGCAAUCUGAAGCAUGGCCUGUGUGCCCUUGACCCCAAUAAGAUUAGUGCUCUCCGAGAGUUCCUCCAAGAAAACUACCCAAUUUGUGAUCUCUCGGAAAAUGGAAGAGACUGGAAGUCGUGUGUGACCUCCAUCAACGGCGGUAUCCGUAGCCUUAGACAUGACGUCAGAAGGGCUGAAGCCAGGUCUCAGUCGCUUCCAGCAGUGACCCCUCCAGAGUUGGAGCAGGAGUCAAAGCCAGGAGAUCCCGACGCCACUGACCCAAGCACCUGAACGGCAGCUGCCAAACUUUUUUUUUUUUUUUAACUGUUAAGACUAUUUUGUAAGUUUCUCAAGUUCUAAUUCCAAAAUCAGCCUGCUGUACUGGCAGAGUAGUUUGCAUUGACACCUGUAGUAAUCGCCAAACCUCUUUUUCUGCUCAUAAAGGAGGUAGAAUCACAUUAGGAAGAUAUGUAAUGUUUCAUCUGUGGAUUUGAUGACAACCUCUGAUUGAGGGAAUGGUAGUAAACUCCUCAUGGGCUUGUGACCCAUGGCUUUGACUUAGAUAAUUGACAUUAAUAUACUUUGUUUUUUUGAUAAGGUAGAGAAAGAAAUUCAAUAGAAAGUAAGGAGCCACUCAGUCAAAUAAUAUAAUUCGUAUAAAACUUGACAAGUCUUUUUAUUUUUGUGACUUGUGAGAUAGUUUAAGAUAUUUUUAUGUGACCAAUUUGUAGAAUGAAUACAUAUUUUCAAAUUUAUCUUUUCAAAACUCAACUUUUAGAGUAUUUUAGCAAAAUAUACGUAUAGUUUAUAAUAUAGAAGUAUAGCUUUAUAAAGAUAUUAAGGAUUUAUUUUUUAAAAUAAUUCUCUUAAUAAUUUGCUGUAGUAGUUGCCUUCAGCUUAAUAAAACCAUAGUACUUCCACAUACAUCUUUAUAAGUUAGGCUAUGCCUACAAAGGUCUUAAAAAGUAGAUAAUUUACCGGGUGUAGUGGCUCACACCUGUAAUCCCAGCACUUUGGGAGGCCGAGACGGGUGGAUCACCUGAGGUCAGGGGUUCGAGACCAGCCUGGCCAACAUGACGAAACCCCAUCUGUACUAAACAUACAAAAAAAGUAGCCAGGCAUGGUGGCAAGCACCUGUAGUCCCAGUUACUCGGGUGGCUGAGGCAGGAGAAUCACUUGAACCUGGGAGGUGGAGACUGCAGUGAGCCGAGAUUGUGCCACUGCACUCGAGCCUGGGUGACAGAGUGAGACUCCGUCUCGGGAAAAGAAAAAAAAGAAGUAGAUAAUUAAAAAAAUCUUGCAUAAAAAAAAUCUUCCAUAAAGGGCAAAAAGGCUUUAACUUCCAUUAUUCAGAUUUAAUCCAACUAAGAUAGUCUUUGGCUUCAUUCACUGUUCAGUUUCACAAGUUAUUUUACAACUACUAGUAACAGAGCUAAUACAGAAUAGUAAUCCACAUUAUAAACAUAGAUCAAAAUACCACAUCAUACCCCAUAAAUACAUGCAGUUAUUAUUUGUCAAUUAAAAAUAAAAUUUUUUUAAAAGAAAAGUACAGUUCGACCCUAGGCAAGAAGAAAUUUCAAAUUGUAUAUGCAUAUUUUGAAUUUGGUUUAUAUUUUGUGGUAUCUGAAAUAUUCCCUGGACUAGAAGCAAAACCACAGAAACAAAACUUUACAUUUAGAAAAAAAUUUCAAGACUUCUAUUGCUAACUUUAUUACAUUAGUGGUUUUUAGAAGUUAUUUAGAGCAGUCUUGUCUGAUAGAACUUUCCACCAUGAUAGAAAUGUAAAUAAAUAUACCACAUUAAAAAUAUAAAUUUGCAAUGUCCAGUAGGCUCGUAUGGCUAUUGAGCAUUUAAGAUGUAAUUAAUUAGACAGAGGAAGUAAAUUUAACAUUUUCUCUCAUUUUAGCUAAUUAGAAUUUAAAGUGAAAUAGCCACAAGUGGAUAGUGGCUACUGUGUUGGAUGGCACAGUUCAAAAUGCCCCUUAUUUAUAAAAAAAGUGUUUAAAAGUGGUUCCCAUGGCUUGAAGAGGAAUAAUAUACACAUAACUUCUUUAAAAUCACAUUUUGUUUGAGAUGGAGAUCUUGCUAUAUUGCCCAGGCUUAUCUGGAACUCCUGGGCUCAAGAGGGAGGAUCACAUUUGACUGGACAAAAUACAUUUUAUAAAGGUGUUUUGUAUUUUAUGUUAAAGUGGAAUUGUGUCUUCAAAAUUGUGUCUUCAAAAUUUCACAAGUUAAUUCUAUUACUGUAUUAGUCCAAUGUUAAACAUUUUAAAUGCCUGCUCAUAAGACUCAUUUUUGAUAAAUAAAUGUAUCUUUAAUGUUUUGUUUCCCAAAUAGAUACAAUAAAUAAACAUUUAAAAUGCCUUAA